UUUUCUAGGCCGAUCCAGUCCUCGUCGUAUUUACGCGCGAGUGUUGUAAUAUCGAAAUACACUAGGUGCUUCGUAAACGCGUCAUCGCUUCCCGGAAUCAGUAAUGAAGCUUAAUUGCUAACAGGAAAAAAAUCAUCUUCGACCAUUUCACCUUCAUCUGUCUAUUGAUUAUAUCUGUUUUAAUUCGUUGACAAACAAAUUGGUUGAAAUGUUCAAAUUACGAAGAGGAAUAUUACAAACUCCAACAUUUAUCUAUAUUAAAUGUCAAGAGAUAUCUAAUCGACAAAUAAGAAAUAAGAACAAAAGAAAAAGUUUCGUUGGGUAGGUCAGAAGUAAUAAAAUGACGUCAGAGUGUACCCAAUUUCUAAGUAAAGAACACUGCCGAAAGGUGGUGGAUGGGACUUAACGAGGUCGUCUCGAAGAACGGAAUGCCGUCGUGGUUACUAUAAUCAUAGUCGUGGUUGUCGAGAGGAUAUGGGAGAAGGCCGAUCACGUGUCGGGACAAACAAACCGAUCAUCAAUCAUCAGCGUUCGGAACACACGUGACUCAGAAUCAAUCGGCAACGUUGCAGGAAAGGCGCGGUCGCGAUAUUCUGCUUUUAGUUAUUCGUCACGAGUUUCAUAAAUCCGGCUCGAAUAAGUUUCCUUUUCUAUGGUAAAGAAUAAAGCAGAAGGUUGGAAGGUACCUAUAGGAAGAGAAAAAAAAGGGCAAACAAGAAGAAGUGGGGAAGUAAUGGCAACAACACAAGAGACAACAGAGAACGGUGGCGGCCGGCAAGCGAGAGACACCUGCGUGCCGGCGGUAAUGUCGGCAGGCGAUCGAGAAAGCAGACGCUAUUAUCCGUUGUUUUGGUACGGAAAAACUAACUAUCGGAAUUCUAAUCUUUAUCGUAACGUCAAAUGGUCACUUGAAAACUUGAAGAGAAGGUCAACAACUAUAUCUUACGUUGCUAUUGGAAGUGCGUGGGGUCGUUAAAAAGAAAAAAAAAUGGACGAAAAAGGUUCCUAAAAUCGACGUUUUCUUUCAUCGGUUAGAAACGACGAAAGAAAAAUAAAAUCAAACGAUUGAAAAAUAAUAUCACGUAAAUUGUAAUAGACUUUAAACAUGAACGGUUAUUAAAAAAGUAACUAUACCAAAAAUAAAUCGUUCUUCCUGUUUCCUGGUAAUUGAAGGUAAUAUUGAUUGGCAUAUCGGACCAAUAAUCGGACCGUUCUUGAGAAUAUAAAUUUAAAAUUAAAUAAUUAUUAUUAAUAAAUAAGUAAAAGUGUAUAUAUAUAU
Molecule: messenger RNA, 1279 nt
Organism: Polistes canadensis
Lineage: Eukaryota; Metazoa; Arthropoda; Insecta; Hymenoptera; Vespidae
Product: trinucleotide repeat-containing gene 18 protein-like
Exons: 4
Coding region: 653-976 (107 amino acids)
Source: RefSeq, a predicted model, not a curated record